Messenger RNA from Symsagittifera roscoffensis, 506 nucleotides. RefSeq lists its product as uncharacterized. Lineage: Eukaryota; Metazoa; Xenacoelomorpha; Acoela; Convolutidae. The record is from RefSeq and is a predicted model, not a curated record. Bases 72 to 506 code for a protein of 144 amino acids. The transcript is spliced from 4 exons.
CCAUGUUUGCUCAGUUUGUUAUUGAAAUGUCAGAUACUGUGAACUAAUUUUAAUGACUGAGUUUCAAGAAAAUGGUUAGCAGGAUCGCCUUUCUCUUCUUUGGACUCAUAGUGACAUGGGUCAACUGCACAGAAAAGGGAAAGCAACCAAUGGUCUUUAACGACAACCUGUCCCCUACGUGGAGUUCCCUAGUGUUCUAUCUUCCGAACGAUAUCUUCCCCAUUGGAAUAUCAUGUGCAAAAUUCAGUAACUUCUACUGUCUCAGUGGUUAUCACACGGGUAAUGUUGACGAGGAGAUAUCACAGACUGCGAUCAGCAGAGAGGUUAAUGUCGGCAAUAGUCGCGUAGCAGUUCUGGCGUCCCAGUUCGAAACUCUGAUCAACAUGCAUUGGAAACUUAUCAACAUGUUCGACAUAUUUGAGGACAGCAAAGCGGAUCAGUUGGUGGCAGAAGUGAGAGAAGAUCCUCAAAACCUCUCAAGUCGUCAUCAAGUGUUGCGUCCAUAG